Molecule: messenger RNA, 713 nt
Organism: Pygoscelis adeliae (Adelie penguin)
Lineage: Eukaryota; Metazoa; Chordata; Aves; Sphenisciformes; Spheniscidae
Product: dual specificity protein phosphatase 22-A-like
Exons: 5
Coding region: 101-586 (161 amino acids)
Biological process (GO): positive regulation of JNK cascade; protein dephosphorylation; regulation of cell population proliferation
Cellular component (GO): cytosol
Molecular function (GO): protein tyrosine/serine/threonine phosphatase activity
Source: RefSeq, a predicted model, not a curated record
UCUCCUCGGUCCCCUCCGCCUGCCGGAGCAGCCUGCCACCGAUAGCCUUGGAGAACAAGAAGCCCCCCCGAAUCCUGAGCCUGGGGAGAGAAAAAAAACCAUGGGGAGCGGAAUGAGCAAGGUUGUCAAAGGCCUCUACCUCGGGAACAUCCGCGCCCCCGUGGUGGGAAUACCUCACCCUGAGGCUGCUCCCUCGCCCCGUGCCAGCCUGGCCGGGGUCUCCCGCAGCACCACCGUCCUGGUGGCUUACCUCAUGACGGUGACCGAGCUCGGCUGGGAGGGCUGCCUGGCCGCCACCAAGGCCGUGCGGUCCUACGUCAGCCCCAACUUUGGCUUCCAGCAGCAGCUGCAAGAGUACGAGGUGACCUUGCUGCAGGAGUACCGCGCCUGGAUCCACCGCAACUACGGCAGGAACCCUUUCAAGGACCAGGAGGAGCUGCAGCGCUUGCUGGCCCGGCAGGAGCAGAGGCAGAAGGAGCAGCAGCUGGGGAGCAGGGAGAGCUCCUGGCUCGGCUCUCCAGCUCCCACCUACCCGCUCCCCGACCACGCAGGUGGCACCAGCAGAAGCAGAUGGAUGAACAGAUAAGCAGCCGGCUGCUUGAAGGCAGGCGUUGGCCCAGGCUUGGAAAACUCCGUAUUCCCUUUGCCAAAUGCCCACGGGGGGGUUCAUCUCUAGGGGCAGCAAGCAGCCAGCACCGGCCUCGGCCGUGGGC